GACCAGCCAUUGUAAGUAAUUAAUCUCUAAAGAAAACCUCUCUGUAAGUAUGAGGUGCAGGUAUUGUCAUAAUAAGGCGGAUUUAAAUGUUAAAGGUGUAGAGCUCCGAUGUUCAAUUGUUAGUCGCUUUGCUGUAUCAUCAACGUGGCCAGCAGCCAGACCAAUCAACAUGGACGUCCCAGGAGGAAUUUCCGUUUACAAAAUGUAGUUGCUUCUUUCCUUUUCUUAAAUUUUCUGCUACCUCCUUUCUAGCCCUUGUUCUUGUGGAAUUUAUGUCAGAAAAAGUCAGAGAAUGUUUUUAAAGAACAAUAAUGAUUCAGCACACCGACCCAUUGACAAGGGCAUCGUGUGUGCAUCUGUAGCACCAUCUAGAGGACAGGAAUUAUGUGUGUAAACAGUAAAGACGAAUAUAUUGACGCCUGAAAUAGUGAAGUGAUACAGAACGAGGAAAAGUUGUGAAGUUUGGUAUCACACUAGUACUAAUCAAUCUCCCUGUUUCCCCUCGUGUUUGCCUGACGUUUUCUCACUCUUUUUAUUUCUCUCUCCUACUUUCUUUUUAUCUGUCUCUCUCUCCCGUUGACGUCAUGAUACUGGGCCGCUCUUUUGGUGAAACCAUAGGAAUGCGACACACACUAACACUCACAGUUUGUAUUUUCAGCAGUGCACAGCCCUAGUAGUGUGUUGUCUGCUCGUGUCUGUGCUUCUUCGCUCGAGCGUCAAUCAUUUUUCACCGUCGUCAACGUCAACUGAAACAGCGCGGUGGUUUUACACUCGUUCUCUCUCUCUUUUUUUUACGUCGCUCUCAGCGCCGUUCCCCACAUGAGUUACGGUGGAUAGUACACGUUCGUCUAUGCGUUGCCGUCGUUGUUGUACUUGGGACUGAAAGAGAUCUGAUGCUUGGCUGCAGCUGCCCCAGCCUCCAUCAUGUUCUCAAAGAAGAAAAAGACUCGUGUUCAGAUCUCGGCUCCAUCGAACUUCGAGCAUCGUGUGCACACAGACUUCGAUGAGCAGGAGCAGAAAUUUGUGGGAUUGCCUCGUCAAUGGCAGUCCCUCAUCGAAGACACGGCCAAACGGCCCAAACCCUUCAUCGAUGCAACUGUCAUUACCACGGUAGAACCUCGCAAGACAAUCGUGCGAGGUAACAAGAUGGCAGUGGACGGCUCUCUAACAUGGCUGUUGGAUGAGUUUGACACCAUGUCUGUAACUCGUUCCAACUCUCUACGACAUGGAAGCCCCCCUCUUCCACCCCGGAGGGACCCGAGCAAUCCAGGAGGAGGAGGAGGAGGAGGGGGAGGAGGGCAGGAGAAUGGAGACCCUCAUCACAGACACCAUUCACACACAGAAAGGCAGGACAGCCAAAGAUCCAGGUUAGAACAUCAGAUUGGAACUGACCCUCACCAAGGUCAGAGGGCACUUCGUCCGGCUCUAAGGGAUGAAGGAGUUCAUAUUCGGCCUCAUCAGCAGCCGCGUGGCCAGGAGCCCAGCAGGGGCCAGAGGGACAAGCCAGGCUCUGGUCCUCCUCCUCCUCCUCACAGAGAUAGAGAGUCACGGGACCAGGCUGUUCGCAGGGAUCAGCCCAGUGAUCACAGACCAAAGUCAAGCUACGUGACGCGGGAUGGCAGUCCUCAGUCUCCUCGGGACAAAAGGCCUCUGUCUGGCCCUAAUAUUCGCACCCCAAACCUUCCAGUAACAGAGGGGGUAAUAAAAACAGUGCAGCAGAGCACGCGGCCGUUCAACACAUACCCUAGGACAGAAAGUGACGGUGGACGAAGCCCCACAGGACAGCCUGUUCAUUACCCUGAAUCUUCCCCACAAAACGGCCCCUCGAGUGGCUCAAGCCGAGGUCCUGCCAGUUCCAAACCUCCUAUCAGCCAUCCACAUCCUCAUCACACUUCCCACCCGAGCCUGGCCCCUGAGCCCCCCCAGCACCCACACACUCCACACCCCAACGUUCCAGCUCCAAAGCCUCCAGUGCCUUCAGUACCUCCGGGGUCCACUGCUCCAUCUCAGGGUCGAUCCCCACAGAGGGAGCCACAAAGGGUUUCCCAUGAGCAAUUUAGAGCAGCCUUACAGAUGGUGGUGGAUCCAGGGGACCCCAGGACCUACCUGGACCAUUACAUCAAGAUUGGAGAAGGCUCCACAGGGAUUGUGUGCAUAGCCACAGUGAAGACAACAGGGAAACUGGUUGCUGUGAAGAAGAUGGAUCUGAGAAAACAGCAGCGCAGGGAGCUCCUCUUUAAUGAGGUUGUGAUCAUGCGGGACUAUCAUCAUGAUAAUGUAGUGGAGAUGUACAACAGCUACCUGGUUGGAGACGAGCUCUGGGUUGUCAUGGAGUUUCUGGAAGGAGGAGCUCUCACUGACAUUGUGACUCACACCAGGAUGAAUGAGGAACAGAUUGCCACUGUGUGUCUGUCUGUCCUGAAGGCACUUUCUGUGCUCCACACACAGGGUGUAAUUCACAGAGACAUAAAGAGUGACUCCAUCCUCCUCACUCAUGAUGGUCGGAUUAAGCUAUCUGAUUUUGGGUUCUGUGCUCAAGUGUCAAAGGAAGUGCAGAGAAGAAAGUCUCUGGUUGGAACGCCAUACUGGAUGGCUCCAGAGCUCAUAUCCAGGUUGCCGUACGGACCAGAGGUGGACAUCUGGUCUCUGGGUAUCAUGGUCAUAGAGAUGGUGGAUGGAGAGCCACCGUACUUCAACGAGCCACCACUCAAAGCCAUGAAAAUGAUUCGAGACAACCUGCCACCUAAACUAAAGAAUCUGCACAAGGUUUCUCCUGUACUCAAAGGCUUCCUGGACAGGAUGUUGGUGCGAGAACCUGCUCAGAGGGCCACAGCCAGUGAGCUCCUCAAACACCCCUUCCUGACGAAGGCCGGUCCGCCGUCCUGCAUCGUCCCUCUGAUGAGACAGAACAGGAUGAGAUGAGACUUGUUACACUUGGACCUCUGUAGACUGGAGAUUUGGAGUGAGUCGGUUCAGGUAGACCAGAAUACUGCUGCACACAAAUGAGUGGCCCACACGGGACACACAUCACAGAUGACAGGAGUGUGGAGUGAGUGUAGAGCAGGUGUGCAGGACAAUUCUAAUGUUUGAUGUGAAUCACUGAACUGUUGGGGGAUUCUCUCCUGAAAAAUGGCAAUAAGGCAGGGUGUGUGUGUUUGUGUGUGUGUGUGUGAGAGUGAGACAGUGUGUGAAGCCAAUGCUGUUUGUUACAGAAUUAAGUGGCCCUAGUUUUUUCUGGUGUGCGUGAGUGUGAGGACACUUACAUCUGAAACCUUCCAACCUGGAACGACUGUUGUAAUUUUAUAAUUGGGAAACAACCUGGAUUUUAUGGGUUUGCACAGCAUUUAGAUGAUUUUAAGAAGCUGCCCCUCGAUUGGCUGAGUGAUGGUCAGAACAGAAUUUGAAAUUCACUGUCUGGAAGCCAAAUGUUUUUCUCUUAAAGGACCUCACCUACCAAUGGAUCCCACACCCUGACACUGACCCACAUCCUCAUCACACCCAGACCUUACUACUGAGGGAGGAUGCUUUUUUUUGACUCAUGAAUGAGCCACGUGGACUUUUAUUUUGUAGCUAUAAAAACUCUAACUUUCUGUUGUAAACAAGUAAAAGAACAGACACUAAAAUGAGAGGUAAACACUGGAGUUGUGUUUUUUUAACAGAUUUUUUUUUGUCUUAUUUUCCUGUGUAAGUACAAUGAAUAUAGAGAGAUAUAUCAAUUUUGAUGUUUUACUUUCUGUAUUUUGUGAUUGUUUUCAAAUGAUUAUCAUGGUUUUUACUGGUUUGAGAGUGAGAUGUGAUUUCAAAGGCCUGUGGACAAUGGAUAGAAGCUGCACGACUAGUUGAUCAUAGCACACAGAUCACAGACACUAAGGUGUGUGUCACUAAGCCCCUCAGAUACAUUUCUGUAGAAAAAAAAAUCAGAUUAAAGUAUAUGAACACUUAAAUAGAAAACAUGUUUUUAAACGACCUAUGUCUAAACCAUGUCUUCUUGUCUGGACCCAGUUAAACCUACACGCGUACUAUAGCAAGGUGCUUCAGUCCAACGUUUUUAAAAUCCCCUGUUAACACCAGAUGUGAAUCAGAAAUAGACUUAUUUAAGUUGCUGCUUCACAAAACAAGAUGCGAGAGCGUCAAACGGUGUCUUCUUCGACCUACCAGGAUUUCCCCUGUCACCUGCUUUGGAGUCAUGACCUUUCAUCAGACAAAUACUGUCUGACAUUUUGUUUUUCUGAACAUCUUGAUUCGAAAUGAAUACAAAUUGCUGUAAGGGCAGAUGACAACAAUGUGUUUUUUCUAUUCUGCGGUGCCUGUCGGGCUCCUUAUAUGGCAGUCACUGUCCUUCAACAAACACACAGCGGCUGUUGUUUACAGUGAACGGUCAGCUGUCGAGGGAGUGCUCAUCGUGUUCUUCUACUACACUGCACAUCCAGGCAAAUCCAUGAAUGUUUGAUUGUCUGGUUAAAUAUUCUCCCAGAACAUGAACACACCUCUCAGUGUAAAAGUCAUUUAUUCAGAUUGACCUGGUCUGUUAAAUUUGAACAGUGCUGACAAAACACCAAGUCAGAAUGCUGAAUGAAUGAAUUACUGCUGUGUGUGUUCGUGUGUUUGUGGUCUGGAUCUUAUUAUCCUCCCACUUCUGUCCUGAGGUUACAGUUACACACUGUGCUGUUGUAGCAGUGGGCAGUGAUUUAUACUGAGGGCACGGAUUACAGAUUAGGCCUCGGCUGUGUUAUCAAUCCUCCUCUCACUCAUGAUGAGACGCAACGAUGCACAAAACGGUCUGCACAUAUACAUUCCUCCUCUUUAAGCUCACAUUUAAGUAUGCAUUUUUUUUCACCUCUGACUUUUUUAUUUACUUCCAAACCAUAACUAAACAAGUUGAUGAUUUCUGUGAAUCUUAUCUCUGUACACAUAACACUAACUGUUCAUGUUCUGCACACAAAAAAAGGUUUAAUAUGCUGUGAUAUAAUGCAAUGUUACACUGCUGAUGCUGAACAAUCGCUUUCAUGUGUAAAGCUCAUACUUUCACAAAGUUGAACUCUGUGCAGGUCUGAACGACAUUAUCUCUCUGGACUUACUUUCUAAAGAAGGUUCAGUUUACGCUGAAAGAACAGAUCGAUGACAAUCAGACAGAGGAGAAGCAGUUCAUUUGUUUAAUCUGUGAUAUUGUAAAAGACACAAAACAGGGACUUUCUCACUCCGACUUUUUUUUUCUUCAGAAUUUUCUUUUUUUAAUUUUGACUAAUCUAACACAAACCUGGCUCCAUUACAAGGAUAGGGAUCAGAAUGGAAAAAGCAUCUAUUCAAAAUGACCUGCAAAUAUUGGUGGUUUUGAGUAUGGCUGUAUGAUAUGAAUUUUUAAUUAAUUUCACUAAAUAUUGCGAUUUAAAGAUGUCAUUUUGACAGCCUUACGUUUAAGAUGUUUUUACGUGAAGGCUGCAGUUUGGGAAUUUGACUAUUUUAUAAAAGGAUGAAGUCAAAACAGGACUAAACAGGAGGGACAUUCAAGUUAAUUCAAUAUCUUAUUUUAUAAAAAUACAUAUAUUUGGUCUUUGUAUAUCCUAAAGAUCCAGGUUACGGCCCACUGCUCUCUAGAUGGUCUUAUUUUGAUCAAGUAUGUUCAUUUACCACUGCAACCUUAUUGUAGUGACUUUUACUGUGUUCAUAUUCUGGACUUGCUAGUUUUAGACUAUUUCAGAAGUACUUGUGUGUACACAUCCCUCCUGUAUUUGGUUUUUUCCCGUUUUAGUCAUUUGUCUCAACUAUCUUGCAUUAAUUUCCUCUGUUCGCAGAGUGUGUGAUAUUUUAGACUCUUUCACAAUGUUGUCAUCGUGUAAAAACCCAAACGACUUCUCACUUGAUAUAAAUGAUGUUCACAUCACAGUUCAGACCCACUCAGACAUCAUACCCAUACUGUCUAAAGGUCUCCGUGUGUGACCAACACACAGAAGGCCUGUAAAGACUCUACUGCUGUUUGUUUUUGUAUUUUGUUCUUCUUUUUUUUAAAACUUCUGUGAACAACUAAUUCAUGCCUUAACACUUAAUGGAUUUGACUCUGACACUAUGACUGUUAUUGAUGGUGAAGGCUCAUUUCUGACCUGUUCUGAUCUUCCCAGCUCUUCCAAACACUCUUUGUUGGUCCUUUCCUACUGGACCGUUUCACUGAGUCCAACAUGGUUACUAAGAUAGUGACCGCCAGCAGCCUGGUGUCAAAUCUGCCGCACAACAUCCUUCCGUUUAUUGACUGUUAUCUUUCUCACUGACACUGACUUCAAGUCUGAUUUUGUUGAUCUGUGGGCAUAUUGACAUGAUUGUGUCAGACAUCCUUUUUUGUGUGUGUAAAUUUCACUGGUAUUGUAAAAAAAAAAAACAUAGAUGUCACAUUACAAAAAUUUACUUUUUUUGCAAAUACAUUUUUUGUAAGAGUUG
Messenger RNA from Cynoglossus semilaevis (tongue sole), 6429 nucleotides. RefSeq names its product p21 protein (Cdc42/Rac)-activated kinase 4 (gene pak4). The record is from RefSeq and is a predicted model, not a curated record. NCBI's taxonomy places the organism in Eukaryota, Metazoa, Chordata, Actinopteri, Pleuronectiformes, Cynoglossidae. The transcript has 11 exons. Gene Ontology annotation, molecular function: protein serine/threonine kinase activity; ATP binding. Gene Ontology annotation, biological process: protein phosphorylation. The coding region runs from base 925 to 2922 and encodes 665 amino acids.